This is a messenger RNA of Fundulus heteroclitus (mummichog), 1720 nucleotides long. RefSeq names its product acylglycerol kinase (gene agk). Gene Ontology annotation, molecular function: ceramide kinase activity; ATP-dependent diacylglycerol kinase activity; acylglycerol kinase activity. The transcript is spliced from 14 exons. Gene Ontology annotation, cellular component: mitochondrion; TIM22 mitochondrial import inner membrane insertion complex. Gene Ontology annotation, biological process: ceramide biosynthetic process; protein insertion into mitochondrial inner membrane. The coding region runs from base 176 to 1447 and encodes 423 amino acids. NCBI's taxonomy places the organism in Eukaryota, Metazoa, Chordata, Actinopteri, Cyprinodontiformes, Fundulidae. The record is from RefSeq and is a predicted model, not a curated record.
CAUUAGUUCCGCUUUGGUCUUUGGUUUGGUCCGUCCUCUUUGGGCGUUACACCGUCAUGUCCAUGCAGCGGUGAGUAUGUUGUGACCGCUGUGUUAAAACAGCCGGUGAUGCCUUUAAAUCAAUCCCGCGUAGCGCCUCGCUGACAGCGGGGGUCCUGGAGCGUGACAGGCCGCCAUGGCUCGGGUGGUUAAAGUGUUUCGGACUCUGAGGAACCACUGGAAGAAAUCCACGUUAGCUGCGUGCGUCCUGUCCUACGGAGGCUACUGGCUGUACGGCAAACACUGUGACAGCGUGGUGCGCAGAGAGGCCUGUCAGCUGGCCAGAGAGUUCGGACGCCAGCAGAUAGCGCCUCAGGAGCGGCUGAAGAAAGCCACUGUGAUUCUGAACCCUGCAGCUCAUAACGGGAAAGCCAACAACCUGUUUGAAAAGAACGCGGCUCCUAUUUUACACCUGGCCGGCGUGGAAAUUACCGUGGUGAAGACGGACUAUGAAGGGCAGGCUAAAAAGCUGAUGGAGCUGAUGGAGCAGACGGACAUGUUGAUCGUUGCUGGAGGGGACGGCACGCUGCAGGAGGUCAUCACGGGUUUACUGCGCAGGCCGGACCAAGAGGCCUUCAGUAGAACGCCAAUUGGAUUCAUUCCUCUGGGUUCCCAUAAUUCCCUGAGUCCAUCGCUUCAUUUCCUCCGUGACGACAAGGUCAAAGACAUUACAGCAGCGACGCUGUCCAUCCUGAAUGGAGAGACCGUACCUGUGGAUGUGCUUCAAAUCAAAGGAGAGAAGGAACAGCCAGUCUUUGCUGUGAUCGGGCUGCGCUGGGGCGCUUUCAGAGACGUGGCAGCAAAGAUCAGCAAAUAUUGGUACCUUGGACCACUGAAGACUAACGCAGCUCAUUGGUUCCACACCCUGAGGGAGUGGCCUCUGGUCCAGGACGUCUCGGUUUCUGUCUUGGCUCCCAGACUUCGCCCCCCCGAUCUGUCCCCUCAGAAGCCUCCCAGGCCCAAUCUGCUCAGCCGCAUCAUCCGCAGACUCAAGAACUACUGGAACCCCCCGGCUGAAGAGCCUCCAAAGACAGAAGAGCCAGAGAAGUGGGAGGAGCAACAUCUGUCCACACCAGAGCUCUAUAUUCAAACCCACAACAAAAACCCAGUGGAGCGGCGGGUGAACGACUCUCUGAUGAUCUGUGCUGAGCCAGAAAACGUCAGCGUGGGCGACUUCAUCGCCGUCGGGAAUAAAAAAGCGAAAGAUCCAACAGCUUUCACUGAGAACUCUAUAAAACUGGAAGCCGGGGCCUGCCAGCUGAAGCUGCCAGAGGGCAGCGCCGGCUUCUAUAAUAUCGACAACGAGGAGUACGAGGCGAUGCCCGUAGAGGUACGGCUGUUGCCAAGGAAACUGCUCUUCUUCAUCAGCGCGGAGCGAAGAGAGCAGCUCCUCUCACAGCAUCAGUGACGACUAAACAACCCCGGGAGGAAGAAUCAAAAGGACCGACUUCCACAGAAACACUAGGAGUCAUUUUCAGUUUUUCACGACCUUUUUUAAUGAUAUUAUUUCAGGUUUCCUUCACUAUGUCACCAUUUGGAUCUAUUUUAACUCGCAUAGAUUACAUAAAACAUGUUGCAUGUUAUAGGACCAAGACUCUAGUGUGUCUUUAACCUAAAUUCAUGGCUUAAAAUUUACAAACGGGUGUAAAAAUAAAAAGCUCUUCUGUCCAUUUCCAUGUGA